GUAUAAAAAACAAUUGUGCACUUCAUAUAAUAACUCCAAGAAGACGGCAAGUUAAGAGAAAUGUGGACAAUAUUCUGGCUAGUGAUUUUGUUCCAAGGAGCAAUAUCGUAUGAUAAAGAUGAUUUUAAGAGAACAAACAUUGACGGCGAGCACAAUUAUCUUCACAAAGGACAAACUAAUUAUAUGCAUAGAAAACAUAUGAAUGAUUUUGGAGUGAAGAUAACAAAACGAGCAGUUAUUUAUCAUGGAUUUUAUUUCAGAAACCUGUGUGGUAGAACUCGUUUCUACCAUGAGUUUAAUGUUUGUAAGAAGGAUAAAAUGGCAGUUAUUAAUUGCUUGACAUUGCUUUCUGAAAGAGGUCUGCUUGGUAGACGAGAAAUCUUGAUCAACGGUGUUCAUGGAUUGGGUAUUAGAUUCCUCCCUGGUGGUUUGGUAUAUACACAAGUAUAUUAUGAAUUCAAGCCAGGAUGUAGAAAAAGUCGAGUUAAACGUCGAAUGAAAUCUUGUAUACAUAAAAACGGUCAAACCAGUGUUUGUUUGACAAAACUGCAACAACAAGGACUGAUAGGCCCAGGACAAGUAUUCAGACGCCUAGUGGUAUAUAAAAUAAAAAGGGUGAAAGGGAGAAAACUCAGAACGAAAGGUCAUUUGAAACCGGUAAUAAAACACCAUAUUCGACCUAUCAGUUUGAAGUUUAAGAAUGGAAGACUAAUUCAUGGAGGGAAAGAAUAUCGUCUACAAUGUACACAAAGGCAUUUCUUCCGUGUAUGGCGACGUUGUAUACAUCGAUAUUUUCAUGAAAAUGUAUGCUUUCGGCGUAUGAAGAUUUUGAAAAUAUUCAUACCGUAUGAAGAAGGUUACUAUGGUGAUGAAGAACAUAUUAAUCACAGUAUAAAGUCAGUGGAUGAAUAUCUACGCCAACUCGUUAUGCUCGCUAAGCGUCGUGCCAAAAAGAAAAUCGACAGUAAAAAUAUUUACAGUAAUACAAUGUCUGCUGAUGGUUCAAAUGUACAUAGACCAUAUGUACAUACAGAAAAUAAAACCAACAGAAAACAUCAUUUAAAAGUCGUCAAACACACGGCUGGUAAAAUGCAGAACCAUGGAUAUGAGAGCAAUGAGGAAUAACGGUGGCUCAAUAUACUGGAAACAAGAAAUACAGAUGAAGCUUAAACAUCAAAAUGAAUUUCUGUCUUUCCAAAAUGUUGCAAUUUAAGAAAAAUAAAACAAUCAACUGAUUUCCACGUGU
Messenger RNA from Mytilus californianus (California mussel), 1246 nucleotides. RefSeq lists its product as uncharacterized. Bases 61 to 1125 code for a protein of 354 amino acids. The record is from RefSeq and is a predicted model, not a curated record. The transcript has 6 exons. Lineage: Eukaryota; Metazoa; Mollusca; Bivalvia; Mytilida; Mytilidae.